This is a messenger RNA of Candoia aspera, 2698 nucleotides long. It is a transcript of the gene ESS2, whose product is annotated as ess-2 splicing factor homolog. Lineage: Eukaryota; Metazoa; Chordata; Lepidosauria; Squamata; Candoiidae. The transcript is spliced from 10 exons. The coding region runs from base 58 to 1518 and encodes 486 amino acids. Gene Ontology annotation, cellular component: catalytic step 2 spliceosome. The record is from RefSeq and is a predicted model, not a curated record.
AGUUCGUGUCGGCCGAGGCCUCGCUGCGUUGCCACGGGAGGCGAUUCGUAGGGCGAGAUGGAGCCGCCGGGGGCCGCGGCGGGGUGCGGCGCUUCGGCCCAGGCGCUGGUGCCCGUCCAGGCCGAGGCUUCCGCCGUGGCUCUGCUGAAGGAGGCUCCAAAGGAAGCCCCCAAGUGCCGCAAGAGGGUCCUGGACGAGGACUCCUACAUUCAGAAUCUGGAGAAAAUCAUCCAGAGGGAUUUUUUCCCUGACGUUGAGAAGCUCCGUGCCCAGAAGGAAUAUCUGGAGGCUGAAGAGAGUGGUGACUUGGAGAAGAUGAGACAGAUAGCCAUCAAGUUUGGCCCCUCGUUGGGCAAAUCUUCCAGGGACACUCCUGCGCCUUAUGUCACCCCAGCAACCUUUGAAACCCCUGAAGUUCAUCCUGGUGAUUCUUCUGUGUUGAGUAAGCCCAAGUUCACAGUGAAAUCUCUAGAUGAAGGAGAAGUGGAGGAAGAAGAAAGCAAAGAUGCCUUGCCCAGUUUGGACAAAUUCUUGGCCAAACACACCAGCGAGGAUAAUGCUUCCUUCGAGCAGAUCAUGGAAGUGGCCAAAGAGAAGGAGAAAGUGAGGCAUUCUUGGCUUUAUGAAGCUGAAGAGGCAUAUGCCCAGCGGCAUCAGGAGCAGUUAGCUCUUCCAUCGCUGGAAGAGCAGCAGGCCCUGGGGAGUGGCAAAGCCGGGGUGGAGACGUGGGAAUACAAGGCAAAGAACUCCCUCAUGUAUUACCCGCCAGGAGUUCCUGACGAGGAAGAGGUGUUUAAAAAGCCACGUGAGGUCAUUCACAGAAACAGCCGCUUCUUGAAGGACCCGUUUAGUCAAGCAGUAAGCAAGACCCAGCUUCAGCAAGCAGCAGCCCUCAAUGCUCAGUACAAGCAAGGCAAAGUGGGGCCUGAUGGGAAGGAGCUAAUUCCCCAGGAAUCUCCAAAGGUAAACGGAUAUGGAUUUGUGGCCACGCCUUCCCCUGCUCCUGGUGUGAAUGACUCCCCUCUUAUGACCUGGGGUGAGAUAGAAAGCACCCCUUUGAGGUUAGAAGGGUCUGACACGCCCUAUGUGGACAGGACACCGGGACCAGCAUUCAAGAUCCUGGAACCCGGGCGCCGAGAGAGGCUAGGGCUGAAGAUGGCCAAUGAGGCAGCUGCUAAAAACAGAGCCAAGAAACAAGAAGCCUUGAGGAGAGUCACGGAGAACCUUGCCAGCCUCACUCCGAAAGGACUAAGCCCGGCCAUGUCUCCCGCCUUGCAGCGCCUAGUGAACCGGACUGCUAGCAAGUUCACCGACAAAGCCCUUCGGGCCAGUUACACCCCGUCCCCUGUGCACCUGGGAACACCCGGCUACAAGACUCCCUCCGGUGGACUGCAGACCCCCACGGUCACUCCAACCCCCAGGACGCUCUCUCAAACCCCAGUUGCGCAGGAUCCCGCCUCCAUUACGGACAAUCUGCUGCAGCUCCCCAAAAGACGUAAAGCGUCAGAUUUCUUUUGACCUUGUCCUCUUGCGGCGGGGGUGGGCAGCUCGGCAGCGCCCCGAUAUACCAGUGCCGCUGAAGGAAAGCGCCCACCGUUGACCAAAAGCAACAGGAGAAACUUGCUUGGUUUCAGGAUAAUUUCUGUCUUAUGGUGCUGGGUUGCCCUAGCCCUUUAUAGGCAGCAUGAAGUAGCGGAUGGAAAAUUAGCCUUUGAGUUGAAAACUCCCUCCUGUAAAUCUCUGAAUCAGUUGCACAGGAAAAGGAAGACAGGAGCCCAAGCUGCUUGUGCACCACUUUUGGAUGCAAUUUUUGUUUUGCAUCGGGGUGGUCUCCUCUUAAUUUAUUAAAGACAGGUUUCACCUAAAGGCCUGGCAGAAACUGGCCUUGCGAUGGCGCCCAUCAAUGUGAGAUGAAAAGCUCAGGGAGAGCUGGUUUCCAAGCGGGGCAUUGUGUUGCUGCCUUGGCAUCCCAGUGGCCUGGUGUGGUUGGCAGUGCAUCUGCCCCUGGUUAAGCUUGGCAGCCUGUCCUCGCCUUAGAGACUGACCGAAGUUAUGGUUUAUUUCUCCUGGCCUGGGAGCUGAGAAAGACUUUGCUUUAAAGAAAGUAAAAAUAUUGAUAUUCUUCCAUUCUCCUCCUCCUGGGAUCCUGAGAGGCCUGCUUAUUUGUAGAAGGAAGGCUGGCUCGGGUUUCUAAAGCUCAUAAAACAUGGGUUGGAUCAAGUCGGUCGGGUCUAACUUAAUCUUGCUUUGAGCAGCCCUACCGGGGGCCUCCUGUCUUUUGGAUCCAGUCCAGUGUAAACAAAAGGCACACGCAGAGCUGAGCAAGGUUUCUGAAAGCCUGUUAACAAAAUGUCAAAGCCAAAACGAAAAGCCAAGAAGGGGGCAGCAAAGAUAAGUGUGAACCUUCCUGAAGCUGGCACCAGUGAAAGGACGUGUUCUGUACUAAAAGCUCAUGGUGGCACGCUCGGUAAAGGACAUUACAAGCUGAAAGCCUGGCAGAUAGCACUGCCCUUUAGCAGGAGACCCAGGACUUUAGCGUUGAAUAAUUUGUUGCAGGCACAAAGUUCCUCCCCUUAAUGGCGUGCCUGUCUGGUUCAUGUGUUUGAAGGUUUUUGCGUCUGCAGCUUAAGGGUAGUGGAUUGAAAUUACUUCCUGGAUUGAAGGACUGAAAAUAAAGACCGAGGUAUAAAGGCCUUAA